Molecule: messenger RNA, 1386 nt
Organism: Penicillium verhagenii
Lineage: Eukaryota; Fungi; Ascomycota; Eurotiomycetes; Eurotiales; Aspergillaceae
Product: peroxidase family protein
Exons: 3
Coding region: 1-1386 (461 amino acids)
Molecular function (GO): peroxidase activity
Source: RefSeq, a predicted model, not a curated record
AUGAAGUUUUUGAGCAUCCUCAUCUCUUUGACGAGCGUGGCUUCUGCUUUCCCAGUCAUUGAUAACCUCGAUGCUGAAACUCAUCACAAAGCAGCUCAGCUGGCUUCGCGAACUCUGAAAAAUCUCGCCGAGAAGCCCAAUCUCCGACGGCGUCAGUCACUUCCACUCCCUUCAGAUGCAUUGGGUCUAAGUCGCGCGGAAACCAACUGUGGUCCGACUGGCAUCUGUGCCGAAUUCAAUGCCGAAGACCAGUAUGUGUCUACGGAGGGCGAAUAUGCCUAUGCUGCUCCUGCCGCUGAUGAGAUCCGCGGUCCUUGUCCUGGACUUAACGCCGCGGCAAACCAUGGCUAUCUGCCCCGUUCGGGAAUUGCUACCAUUGAAGAGACUGUCGCAGGUCUCAACAAAUUGUACAAUAUGGGAAUCGAUCUAGGUGCUGCCCUUGCUGCUUACGCCGUUGUGAUCGACGGCAACCUACUCGAGGGAACGUGGUCGAUCGGGGGUCCCCUUCCGUCCGACCCUCUGGCAAGUAUUCUGGGAACAGGUCAAGGUCUUUCUUACUCUCACAAUAACUACGAGGGCGAUGGUUCCAUUGGAAGAAACGACGCCUACACCAACAAUGGCGAUGCCCACUCACUCAACAUCUCCAAAUUCGAAGCUGUAUAUGCAGUCGGUGGCAAUGACACAUCGGAAAAUGGAUACGACCAGCGCUACACCAUCGACAAGUUCCGUGCUCGAUACGCAGAUGUUCAGGCGGAGUCCAUUGCCACGAACCCGUACUAUUUUACCGGUGCUUUUUCGACAGUUGUGGUUGUGCCUGCCGCGUACAACUUUGUCAUUAAUUUCAUGUCCAACUUCUCAGCUGAGGAGCCGACCGGUUAUUUGGACGGUUACAACUUCAAAAAGUUCUUCGGUGUGACCGGUUCCCCUGGAUCCUUUGUCUGGAAUAAAGGACAAGAACGAGUUCCCGAUAAUUGGUACCGUCGACCCUCCACUGCGCCCUAUGGUCUCGACGAUGUCGUAUUGGAUGUCGGUAUUGGAUACCUCGCCUAUCCAGAUACUUUGAAGAUUGGAGGAAACACCGGUUCGGUGAAUUCCUUCACUGGUGUCGAGGUUUCUGAUCUCACGGGUGGCGUGUUGGAUGCUGAAAACUUGUUUGAUGGUGAUAAUUUUGCAUGCUUCGCAUUCAGUCUUCUGCAGCAGGGAAUUCCGGAUUUCCUCAAGGGACCACUGGCAGAUCUGAACAAUGCGACCUCCUUCUUGGAUACAUACUUGUCUCCGAUUUUGGACACACUUGAAUGCCCAGAACUGGGACAGUUUGAUCAGAGUUUGUUCAAUGACUUCCCUGGUCACACUUACAGUCCAACUGGGCCGGACACAAACUACUAG